AUGGCGCCCUCGUCGCCUCGACGCAAGAAGCCGUCGUCCGCGGCGAAGCGGGCGUCGACGGGCCCGACGGCGCUGCCCGGGCGCAACAAGAGGAAGACCCCGCCGCCGCUUCCCGAGGCCUCGGGUGCCACGCAGCCGCCGGCCAAGCGGAAGCCGGCGUUGUUCCAGCGCACGUGGUCCCCCGGCGACGAGGUCCGGAUCCUGGAGGCCCUCGCCACGUACCGCCGCGAACACGGCGGCAGCCUGCCAACGCCGGCUGAGCUCUUCGGCGCGCUCGAUGGCAGCCUCGAGAAGAAAGGCGUCGGAGCAAAGGAGCUCGCCAUCAAGCAGCGCAGCUUCAAGCGCCGCUACGACCGCGACGCCAAGAAGAUUGCUCCGCCCGCCGAUGAACACGAACGCCGCCUCUACCUCCUCUCCAGGCACGUCUGGGGACGCGAUCCCCCGCCCAGACCACCGGUUGCUGAGGUCCCAAGGGCUACCCAAGGGAAGGGCGCCGGCGCCCAAGCAAACAAGGACGCUACCCAAGCGAAGAGCGCCGACCACCAGUCCGGCAAGGAGGCGGUGAAGCCCAAGGCCAAGACUUUGGAUGAGAUGCGCGAGCUGUAUCCUUACCUGGUUGAUGAGGCCACGGUCCUUGUCGAACCGGCGGUGCUGGAAAGUGUGCUCCUCGGCAUUGAAAACAGCGACGCUCAGGCGUUGGACAAGAAGAUCAGGAAGGCGAGGAAGCAGCUCGCCAAGGCCAUCACGGAAUCGGCAAGGAUUAACAACAUAGAAAUGCCUACAGUAUUUAUGUUUACAUCCAGUAAGCUUCAACCAGAAAAGUUAAGAGUGGAAAAUGAGAAUAAUCUUUUGGUUGAUCAUUUGGACAAAACGGAUGAUGUGGAUAGUUGCACUAAACAACGAUUGGCAAGAGUGGAACGUGAAGUAGUGGAGUUGAGACAGGCUGUUAUAGGUUCUCAGUCUCAGCCAAAGGGUAUAAGAUGUGAAUCGGCCAAGAGUGGUCUUCAAUCGAUUGUAGCCGAAAAUCAGACUCCAGCCAAUAUACUACAAAAGAAGAUAGAAGCACCAAAUGGCUUGAUCCAUGGAAAGAAUGUGGAGGUUACAUCAAAAUAUUAUUGUGCUGUUCCCCAGAACGUUCCUCCCAUUGGCAAGGCCUGUUCUAAAGAAACAGUUCCCAGUUCGCUAACCUUAUGUACUGAAUUUGGCUGA
Miscanthus lutarioriparius is the source of this 1209-nucleotide messenger RNA. Lineage: Eukaryota; Viridiplantae; Streptophyta; Magnoliopsida; Poales; Poaceae. The record is from the annotation of a GenBank genome assembly.